Molecule: messenger RNA, 4765 nt
Organism: Vigna umbellata (rice bean)
Lineage: Eukaryota; Viridiplantae; Streptophyta; Magnoliopsida; Fabales; Fabaceae
Product: ABC transporter C family member 8-like
Biological process (GO): transmembrane transport
Cellular component (GO): membrane
Molecular function (GO): ATP hydrolysis activity; ATP binding; ABC-type transporter activity
Source: RefSeq, a predicted model, not a curated record
AGAUACAAAUAUCUACCACUCGAAUCCAAUCUCCAAAUUUUUUGAAGUGCAAUGUUGGGCAAGCUCCAACCACUCAAAUCAAACGUGAAAGUGUUUUUCUUUGGAAGGGUCUGUACAAGAAGGUGCACACUGAUUAUGUCAAUUCCCUUUUCAGUACAUGUAUCCAAAAUUUCUUUCUUCUCUGCACCAUUGAUGCCACACAACAACACUAAGUUCUUUGAAGGAGAUUGUGGAAGCUUCCUUUUCACGCAAAUGAUGUCUUUUGUCUAGUUCUUUGACCUGUUCAUUUGCAUGAAGAGCUUCUUCUAAAGUUUCCCAUUGCUUCGUCUAAAAGUCUUGAUCAUUCUUUGAUGAUGAUGAUGAUGGAGAUUUUUACUGGAUACGCUGAUGAUUUCUCAUGGAUUUGUCUGAAGCAUUUUGAGUUCACUUCUUUCUGUUCACAAAGGAGCACAAUAGACACUAUAAAUCUAAUUUUCCUCUGUGUCUUCUACGCUUCCACCAUUGUCACUUUAAUCAGAAGAAAUUUUAUAAAUGGAAGUCAUACCAAAACCAGGUUUUUCCUUUUUGUCUCUAUCUGUUGUGCGAUCACUAGCGUUGUGUUUUACAGUAUUGCCCUGUGGAGUCUCAUAGCCAAAACUGGGAACUCCAUGGCUAACCACCUCAGCUGGUUAGCAUGCGUUGUACGAGGAUUUGUUUGGACUUCUUUAGCAGUUUCAUUGCUUGUUCAGGGACACAAAUGGAUCAAAAUUCUAAACUCUGUCUGGUGGGCAUGUUCCUUUGCACUAGUUUCGGCUCUCCACAUUGAAAUUCUGUUUAGAAAGCAUGGAAUAGAAAUUUUCGAUGUCCUACUAUGGCUCUUACACACGCUUCUUCUCUUCUGUGCCUUCCAAAACCUUGGUUGCUUUGUCAUUCAAAAUGUGCCAAAAGGUUUAUCUGAACCGUUGUUAGCUCGGGAAGUUGACACAGAAGAAACAGGACUAGGUCGUGCUUCCUUUCUGAGCAAGUUGACUUUCUCUUGGGUUAACUCCUUACUCAGUUUGGGUUACUCAAAGCCACUAUCUCUUGAAGACAUCCCUUCCAUUCUUUCUGAAGAUAAGGCACACCUGUCCCACCAAAACUUCAUGCAUGCAUGGCAAUCCCUUGCGAGGGAGACAAGCAAGAACAACACCAAGAACUUGGUGUUUUGGUCCAUUGUUAGAACUCACUUAAAAGAGAACAUGCUAAUAUCUGUUUACGCAUUGCUCAGAACCAUUGCUGUGACUUUUUCUCCUUUAAUACUCUAUGCUUUUGUCAACUUUUCAAAUAGUAGGGAUUCCGGGGAGACAGAUCUCAGAGAAGGUCUUACCAUAGUGGGUUUUCUUAUUCUCUCCAAAGUGGUUGAAUCUGUGUCACAGAGACACUGGUUUUUUUGUACCAGGAGGUCGGGGUUGAAGAUGAGAUCAGCUCUGAUGGUUGCAGUGUAUGAAAAACAACUAAAGCUUUCAAACUCAGCAAGGACAAGACACUCGACAGGUGAAAUUGUGAAUUACAUUGCUGUUGAUGCGUAUCGCAUGGGAGAAUUUCCAUGGUGGUUUCAUCUAACAUGGGCAUGUACAUUGCAUCUUCUUCUAUCUAUCAGUAUCCUGUAUGGAGUUGUGGGAGUAGGUGCACUUCCUGGUUUAAUUCCUCUUCUUAUAUGUGGACUUCUCAAUGUACCAUUUGCCAAGAUCCUACAAAAGUGCAUGGCACAGUUCAUGAUUUCACAGGAUGAGCGUCUGAGAGCAACUACAGAAAUUCUAAAUAGCAUGAAAAUCAUCAAGUUACAGUCCUGGGAAGACAAAUUCAAGAGUUUGGUUGAGAACCUACGUGCGAAAGAGUUCAUUUGGCUAUCUAAGGCACAGAUGUUGAAAGCUUAUGGAUCACUUGUAUAUUGGAUGUCUCCUACCAUCGUUUCUGCUGUUGUUUUCAUCGGUUGUGCUGUUUUCAAUAGUGCUCCAUUAAAUGCCGGGACCAUAUUUACAGUUCUUGCAACGUUGAGGAACUUGGGAGAACCUGUUCGAAUGAUUCCGGAGGCUCUAUCUGUUAUGAUCCAAGUUAAGGUAUCUUUUGAUCGUCUCAAUACCUUUUUGUUUGACGAAGAACUAGAUACCAGUGCUGGUAACAAAAGCUAUAAAAACCGAAGUUCAAUUAAUGCGGUAGAAAUCCAAGCUGGCAACUUCAUUUGGGACCAUGAAUCAGUGAGGCCAACUUUAAGAGAUGUGAAUUUAGAAAUCAAAUGGGGACAGAAAGUUGCAGUUUGUGGGCCAGUUGGAGCUGGAAAAUCAUCUCUUUUGUAUGCAAUAUUAGGAGAGAUUUCCAAGAUAUCAGGAACUGUCAAUGUGUUAGGAAACAUAGCAUAUGUUUCUCAAACUUCUUGGAUACAGAGUGGGACGGUUCGAGAGAAUAUACUCUUCGGCAAGCCAAUGGAGAAAACAAGAUACGAGAGUGCCAUUAGAGUCUGUGCCUUGGAUAAGGAUAUCAAUGAUUUUAGCCAUGGUGAUCUUACAGAAAUAGGUCAGCGAGGGAUUAACAUGAGUGGAGGACAAAAGCAAAGGAUUCAACUAGCUCGUGCUGUCUACAAUGAUGCUGACAUUUAUCUCCUCGAUGAACCUUUCAGUGCAGUUGAUGCUCACACUGCUGCUAUCCUUUUCAAAGACUGCGUAAUGACGGCUCUAAGAGAAAAAACAGUCAUUCUAGUGACACAUCAAGUGGAGUUUCUCUCAGAAGUUGAUACAAUCCUGGUAAUGGAAGGUGGAAAAGUUACUGAAUCAGGAAAGUAUGAGAAUCUCUUAACAACUGGGACUGCCUUUGAACAACUUGUGAGCGCUCACAAGGAAGCAAUUACAGAGUUGGAUCAGAAUAAUGAGAACCGAAUUCAUAGAGAAGAGUCUCAAGGUGUUUAUAAAUACCAAAGUGAGGGGGAGAUUUCUACGGAGGGUCAACUUGGGAUGCAACUUACACAAGAAGAAGAAAAAGAGAUUGGUGAUGUCGGCUUCAAGACAUUCUGGGAUUAUAUUUCCUUUUCCAGGGGUUCAUUGAUGCUGUUUUAUAUAGUUUUGGCACAAUGUGCUUUUGUUGCUUUGCAAACUGCAUCAACGGUUUGGCUUGCUUUAGCCAUUGAUAUUCCAAAAAUAACUAGUGCCAUCUUGAUUGGGGUGUACGCAUUAAUUUCAUUUUCUGGUGCUGCGUUUACAUAUAUAAGGUCUCUCUUGACCUCUUACCUUGGAUUAAAUGCUUCCAAAGCUAUCUUCACAAGUUUCAAUACUGCUAUCUUCAAUGCUCCUAUGCUCUUCUUUGACUCAACCCCCAUAGGAAGGAUUUUAACAAGAGCUUCAUCAGAUUUAAGUAUUUUGGAUUUUGACAUACCUUAUUCGAUCACCUUUGUAACAUGUAUACCAAUUGAAAUUUUGGUGAUUAUUGGUCUAAUGGUUUUAGUAACAUGGCCAGUUCUCAUUGCUGCCAUUCCAGCAAUAGUUGCGUCAAAAUAUGUUCAGGAAUAUUAUCAAGCCUCGUCAAGGAAAUUAAUGAGGAUCAAUGGAACCACGAAAGCUCCUGUGAUGAAUUUUGCAGCUGAAACAUCACUUGGUGUUGUUACUGUGAGAGCAUUCGAUAUGGUAGAAAGAUUUUUUAAAAACUACUUAAAGCUUGUAGACACAGACGCAACACUGUUUUUACAUUCUAAUGUGGCCACGGAAUGGUUACUUUUGAGGAUUGAAGCACUUCAAAAUUUGACAGUCAUCACUUCAGCUUUGCUACUUGUUCUAUUUCCUCAGGGAUACGUGUCCUCAGGUCUUGUGGGACUAUCUCUCUCUUACGCAUUAUCCUUAACGUAUUCACAUAUAUUUUGGACUCGAAUGUAUUGCAACCUAUUAAACUAUCUUAUCUCUGUUGAAAGAAUCAAGCAAUUCAUUCACCUACCAUCAGAACCUCCUGCUAUUUUGAAGGACCACCAACCUCCAUCUUCAUGGCCAUCCAAAGGCAGGAUUGACCUUCAAGCCUUAGAAAUUAGAUACCGUCCGAAUGCUCCAUUAGUGCUUAAGGGUAUCACUUGCACGUUUAGAGAAGGGAGAAGAGUGGGAGUUGUAGGAAGAACCGGAAGUGGAAAGAGUACACUCAUAAGUGCUUUGUUUCGCUUAGUUGAGCCAGCAAGCGGUGACAUUCUCAUAGAUGGGAUUAACAUAUGCUCAAUGGGGUUGAAGGAUUUGAGAAUGAAACUAAGCAUCAUCCCUCAGGAACCAACUCUUUUCAAGGGCAGCAUCAGAACCAACUUGGACCCUUUAGGCCUGUAUUCAGAUGAUGAGAUAUGGAAGGCUUUAGAGAAAUGUCAGCUUAAGGAAACUAUCAGCCAUCUUCCAAAUCUCUUAGACUCUCUGGUGAGUGAUGAAGGUGGAAAUUGGAGCUUGGGACAACGACAACUGUUUUGUCUUGGAAGAGUACUGCUUAAGAGGAACAGAGUUCUUGUUCUGGAUGAAGCCACUGCCUCCAUUGACUCUGCCACAGAUGCAAUUCUACAAAGAAUUAUCAGAAAAGAGUUUGAAGCAUGCACAGUUAUUACAGUGGCUCACAGGGUUCCCACUGUUAUAGACAGUGAUAUGGUUAUGGUCCUCUCCUAUGGGAAAAUGGUGGAAUAUGAUGAGCCUUCGAGACUAAUGGACACCAACUCUUCAUUCUCUAAGCUGGUAGCUGAAUAUUGGGCCAGCUGCAGCAAGAAUUCCUCCUAAAAUCUUUGUUUGCAGCAACAUUAAAA